AUGACGACGGCCGCUCGCCCGACGUUCAAUGCUGCCAUGGGCAAGAAGAACGAGGGCGGAUGGAACUCGGGUGGCCAGAUCAGCAUGCAGUUCUCGGCGCGCGACCUCCCGGGGCACACGAAGCUCAAGACGCGGCAGCUGGGCCAAGGCACGGCUGGCGAGCUCUCGGAGCGCGACCUCAUCGGCGAGCUCACGGACCGCGAGCGCAAGUACGAAGAGGACAAGCUCAAGGAAGUCGACUUUGCGCAGCAAAAGAUCAUGCGGCUCAAAGACAACAAGACGCUCUUAUUAAAAGGCGACGAGUGGGAAGACAGGGCGAGAGACGUGCAAACCAAGUACGACGAUGCAGACGACGACGUUGGCGACAGCGAAAGCGACAGCGAGAGCGACGACGACGACUCGGACGACGAGGAGGCCGAGCUCAUGCGCGAACUCGAGAAAAUCAAAAAAGAACGCGAAGAAGAGCGGCUGCGCAAGGAGCAAGCCGAGCGCGACGAAGAAGAGAAGCGCGCCAAGGACGAAGUCCUCAUGGGCAACCCCCUCACGAGCGCGCAGGCGCCAACCGGCAGCGCGACCAUCAAGCGCAAGUGGAACGACGACGUGGUCUUCAAGAACCAGUCGCGGAACGAACCGGAGCUCAAGAAGCGCUUCAUCAACGACACGAUCCGCAAUGACUUUCACCGCCGCUUCCUCAAGGCGUACAUUCAGUAA
This is a messenger RNA of Saprolegnia diclina VS20, 711 nucleotides long. RefSeq lists its product as hypothetical. The record is from RefSeq and is a predicted model, not a curated record. Gene Ontology annotation, cellular component: catalytic step 2 spliceosome. NCBI's taxonomy places the organism in Eukaryota, Oomycota, Saprolegniomycetes, Saprolegniales, Saprolegniaceae. Gene Ontology annotation, biological process: mRNA cis splicing, via spliceosome. The transcript has a single exon. Bases 1 to 711 code for a protein of 236 amino acids. Gene Ontology annotation, molecular function: RNA binding.